AUGGGGAUAAUUAAGAGCAGCUUCUCCUUCAUUAUGGGCACGGUUGCAGGGGUCUACAUCGCCCAAAACUACGCCGUUCCUAACAUUAAGAAGCUCGCCGAUACUGCCGUCUUCAUUGCCAAGCAAUACGAGGAGAAGUACCGCAAGCCCAAGAAGCGAGACGACGAAUAG
Messenger RNA from Prunus armeniaca (apricot), 171 nucleotides. The record is from the annotation of a GenBank genome assembly. Lineage: Eukaryota; Viridiplantae; Streptophyta; Magnoliopsida; Rosales; Rosaceae.